This is a messenger RNA of Hibiscus syriacus, 1023 nucleotides long. Its product is annotated as probable protein S-acyltransferase 16. The record is from RefSeq and is a predicted model, not a curated record. The transcript has 7 exons. Gene Ontology annotation, molecular function: palmitoyltransferase activity. Bases 98 to 943 code for a protein of 281 amino acids. NCBI's taxonomy places the organism in Eukaryota, Viridiplantae, Streptophyta, Magnoliopsida, Malvales, Malvaceae.
GAGAUCACAUUGAUAUCAGCAGCACCGGAAACGCUGACGUUUUUCACGGCGGUGCAUCCUCAACUUGUCCGAACAUUAUAUAGUAAACAGCUAAAUCAUGAGGCCGGGCUUCAGCUUUUCCUUCCCCGUAACUGUUGUUGUUUCUGUCAUCACUUUUGUUUACUUUUGUACGGUCUUCAUUUUCAUUCACCGCUGGUUCGGUCUAAUGACCUCCCCCGGAAUGAUUAACGCCCUCGUUUAUACUGGUAUUUCCGUCAUGUGUGUGUUCAAUUACGCCGUUGCCAUCUUGGCGGAUCCCGGUUGGGUUCCUUCUGCUUACAUGCCCGACAUCGAAGAUUCCAAAGUUUCUAUCCAUGAGAUCAAACGCAAGGGAGGGGACUUGAGAUAUUGCCAAAAGUGUUCUCAUUUUAAGCCUCCUCGUGCACACCACUGCCGUAUUUGCAAGAGCUGCAUUCUGAGAAUGGAUCACCAUUGCGUUUGGAUUAAUAAUUGCGUCGGUCAUGCCAAUUACAAGGCCUUCUUUGUCUCCGUUGUGUAUGCCGUAAUUGCUUGCUUCUAUUCUCUGGUUUUACUUGUCGGUAGCCUUAACAUCGAUUCCCGAAUCAAUGAGCAGCAGAGAGAUUCUUUCAGAACCGUAUAUGUUGUUUCUGGACUGUUUCUGCUCCCAUUCAGUGUGGCCUUAAGCGUUUUGCUGGGUUGGCAUAUCUACCUCAUUUUGCAAAACAAGACCACAAUUGAGUAUCAUGAAGGGGUGAGAACUCUGUGCCUUGCAGAGAAAGGAGGAACUGUGUACCAGCAUCCAUACGAUCUCGGGACCUAUGAAAAUCUAUUGUCGGUAUUGGGCCCAAAUAUCUUCUGCUGGAUAUGCCCCACAACGAGACACAUAGGUGACGGUCUCCACUUUCAAACAUCCUACGAUACCAUUCCCGCCGUAUCAAAAUGAAGUCUCGCUUAUAUUUGACAGCGUGUUGUCGAAUAUCAAAAGCUGUCGAUGCUCGGGGGAUUGAUGAACGCUUACGUCGU